GUGGGUUUCAUAGCUAUAAGUACACCUGCAUGCCAGUGAUCUGCUGUCAGAUUGGAGAGCAGGACAACAAAUCUGGUUUAGCCGUUUCACUCUCGUGGUCAUGGCCCGCUGGUGUCUGUAUGCAUUAUUCUUCUUGCUGUCCUGUGAUGUUUCCAUGCAAAGAAAAAAGAAAACUGUCCAGACUCUCUCUCGAGGCUGGGGAGAUGAGAUCACCUGGGUUCAGACAUAUGAAGAAGGGUUAUCAAAAAUGAAGGAAAGCAACAAGCCUUUGAUGGUCAUCCAUCACUUAGAAGAAUGCCCACACAGUCAAGCUCUCAAAAAGGUUUUUGCUGAGAACAAAGAUGUUCAAAGGAUGGCCAAAUCAGAUUUCAUCAUGCUCAAUUUAAUGCAUGAGACAACAGAUCGUAAUCUGGCUCCUGACGGCUAUUACGUUCCCAGGAUUCUCUUUGUUGACCCCUCUAUGACUGUGCGUACUGACAUCACUGGCAAGUACCACAACCGCAAGUACACCUAUGAGCCUGACGAUGUGGACUUCUUGGCGGAGAACAUGAUAAAAGCCAAGAUUCUGCUUCACUCUGAGCUGUAGGAACAGAGCCAGCCACAUAGGACAUGGACCUGUCACAAACUUGUAUGGCCGAAAAAGUUCAGCAUCCAAGACUUGAAUGGUUGAAUUGACUGUAGAAUAGACAAUUUCAAUAAAAAUAGGCCCAUAUGUUUAAAUAAACAUGUUUUGUGAAUAUUUGUGAAAACUGUUCAGCGUUUUACAUGUUCAGAUUUAUGCCUAUGCCUCUUGAUCUGAUCAAUAUAUCUCUAGCCAAUAGUAGCAUGUAGGCAAGAUAUUAAACUGGCACAGAAAAUGCAGCGUUGACUUGAAAAAACAUUCUCCCUAUAAAUGAAUAUCCAUAUAAAUCUCACAUCACAUUGAUUUAAAAGAAUGACUUGACUUAAAACCAACUGCUCAGAGGUGAUUUUUGCUGUAACAGUGUUGAGCUUUGACAAAAUAUGUGCUGAUUCACAACAAUAAUAUUUUGAAACAGAAUUUAUUAAAGAAAAUUCCAAACUCUA
Messenger RNA from Colossoma macropomum (tambaqui), 1065 nucleotides. It is a transcript of the gene agr1, whose product is annotated as anterior gradient 1. The transcript is spliced from 8 exons. Bases 101 to 586 code for a protein of 161 amino acids. NCBI's taxonomy places the organism in Eukaryota, Metazoa, Chordata, Actinopteri, Characiformes, Serrasalmidae. Gene Ontology annotation, cellular component: endoplasmic reticulum. The record is from RefSeq and is a predicted model, not a curated record.